Molecule: messenger RNA, 1926 nt
Organism: Schizosaccharomyces cryophilus OY26
Lineage: Eukaryota; Fungi; Ascomycota; Schizosaccharomycetes; Schizosaccharomycetales; Schizosaccharomycetaceae
Product: 1-(5-phosphoribosyl)-5-[(5-phosphoribosylamino) methylideneamino]imidazole-4-carboxamide isomerase
Exons: 4
Coding region: 93-875 (260 amino acids)
Biological process (GO): L-tryptophan biosynthetic process; L-histidine biosynthetic process
Cellular component (GO): cytoplasm
Molecular function (GO): 1-(5-phosphoribosyl)-5-[(5-phosphoribosylamino)methylideneamino]imidazole-4-carboxamide isomerase activity
Source: RefSeq, a predicted model, not a curated record
GUUCAAGGAAGACCCUCUUUUUGGUAAAGAAAGCCAUUUAUAGGAAAGAAACUAAUUAUUUGGAUAAAAAUUCAAUAAAAGAAACCCAAAAUAUGCCACAGCAUACACUAUUUCGUCCUUGCAUUGAUAUUCACAAAGGCCAAGUAAAACAAAUUGUUGGUGGAACUCUUGAAGAUGACGCUAGUGUACAAACAAACUAUGUAUCUUUGAAACCAAGCAACUACUAUUCUCAGCUCUACAAGGAAAAUCAAUUGCUAGGAGGCCAUGUUAUUAUGUUGGGACCUAACUGCGAAGAGGCUGCAAAGACAGCUCUCCAUGCCUGGCCAGGACACUUACAAAUUGGCGGUGGAAUCAAUAAUACAAAUGCAACAUUUUGGUUGGAACAAGGAGCUUCUAAGGUGAUCGUCACAUCUUGGUUAUUUCCAAAUGGUCAGUUUGAUUUGGAAAGAUUGAAAACCAUCUCGAAUCUAGUUGGCAAAGACCGUCUUGUCGUCGAUGUUAGUUGUCGUAGAAAAGGAGGUGGAUGGUUUGCAGCAAUCAACAAAUGGCAGACCGUGACAGAAUUUGGAAUUACAAAAGAGAACUUGGAUUUGCUGUCUGCCUAUUGUUCUGAAUUUUUGAUACACGCGGCUGAUGUGGAGGGAUUAUGCCGCGGUAUUGACGAGGAGCUUGUGAAGAAGCUGGGCGAGUGGGUAACCAUUCCUACCACCUAUGCUGGUGGUGGAAGAAAUAUUGAAGAUUUAGAUUUAGUGAACACAUUAAGUCAUGGAAAGAUAGACUUAACAAUAGGUAGUGCGUUAGACAUAUUUGGCGGGAACUUGGGAUUCGCUCGAGUCGUCGCUUGGAACCGACAAUUUGCUCCAUUGUCUCUCUAAGAUGAGACAUUUUUCUUUCAAAUCUCCAGAAUCGAUAGUCCGCUCUGCGAGAGUAGUUUCGGCACUCUUCUCGCUAUCCAACUUGAAUUGGGCAUGACGGCCCACGCUAGUAUGUUUAAUGAAGGGGCAGCGAACGACCAAAGACCACAGAAAUAUGGCGACUUUAUCUGUCCAUUUUCCGCUUGUGAUGAAAAAGAUAGACAUAACAAUGAGAACUGUGGGAGGAAUCCAGUUAUUCAAGUAAAUAGAAGUUGCUUGGAAGAAAUCGACUGGAACACGAUGCCAAAGACUCAUCAAAUAAUGAUCAACGGCCAUGAAUUUAUGUCCCUUACAGUUAACAAUGAGAAGGUAAAGAGUGAGUGGAAAGUAACCCAAGAAGAAAACGGCAUCUAAGAGGAGAAGACGGAGAAAGCGCUUGGAAGUGAGUUGAGAGUCGCGUUGAAAGAAUUGCUGAAGUUCCUUCUGGCGAUGCCAAUAAUAGUAAAGGAUUCUAGAGACGAAGAACAAACCACCGAGGGAAAGUAGACAAGGAGGAAGAUAAAAGAAAAUUAGUGUGUACACUGUUUGGUAGAAGGCAGGCAUGCAACCAUUCAUGCAGAUGACUACGUAGCGGUUGCUCUCCAUAGGAACCAUGAGGGCCAUAAUAACUAAAGGGAAUACGAGUGACAAUAAAAUCUGAAAGACCCAGUCUUGAAAUGGUUUUAAAGGACGAUCACUGCGAAUGACUUUGUCGAGGUAGAGAACCAGUGUGAAUGCAGAUGCUGGAAUUCCAAUGCUUGAACUUGUGAUAAUUCGAGACGUGAGAUCACAAAAACCAUAGCCAAGCCAUUUUGGCUCAGAUGUGUCAUGCCAUAUAGCAGAUUGUACGGCAUAGAUGAGUGAGCAGAUACAGACCCAAAACAACAGUAGCAAGCAAGGAAGGUUACGAGCACGCAUCUGCAUAUAAAACACUUGUACAGAUAGCACUAGAGAGAAGUAGGCAUAAACCUGAUAAAAGAUUGCGAUUGGAAGCAUUGCAAACAAAAUGAGAAUAAAAAAGAAUGGAAGGAAA